Messenger RNA from Rhodamnia argentea, 710 nucleotides. RefSeq names its product protein DMP2-like. The record is from RefSeq and is a predicted model, not a curated record. The transcript has a single exon. Gene Ontology annotation, biological process: endomembrane system organization. Lineage: Eukaryota; Viridiplantae; Streptophyta; Magnoliopsida; Myrtales; Myrtaceae. The coding region runs from base 90 to 695 and encodes 201 amino acids.
CCAAGGAAGCUUCGCAUCACCACCCACAGCACUUGGAAUUUCUCCUCAGUCCCUAUUCACUCUCUAUCAUCACAAGUUGUGCAAAGACAAUGGCUUUCACAAGCUCUCCGAAGCCCAAGAGCGAUGCGUCCAGGCUCCGGGCCGUCAGGGACGCCGCGCUCACGUCUCUAGGGAACCUUAUCAAGCUCCUCCCGACGGGGACGGCCUUCGCGUUCCAGUUCCUCAACCCCACCCGGACCAACAACGGCCGCUGCCCCACCCGCAACGAGUACCUCAGCGGCCUCCUGAUCGGCACGUGUGCCUUCUCAUGCGCCAUCUCUAGCUUCACCGACAGCUACACCGGCUCUGAUGGUCUGACCCACUAUGGCAUCGCCACGCCUAAGGGGCUGUGGCCCUCGCCGGCCUCUGAAUUGAUCGACCUGUCCAAGUACAAGCUCCGGUUCCAGGACUUUGUGCACGCGCUGCUCUCGACCGUGGUUUUCGCGGUGGUGGCCCUGCUGGACCCGAACACCUUGGAGUGCUUCUACCCGUUGUUCGAGAAGGAGGAGAAGGUGCUGCUCAAGCUUCUGCCUCCGGUGAUCGGCGCGAUUUGUAGCGUGGUUUUCGUCGUCUUCCCUAGCAAGAGGCACGGGAUUGGGUAUCCUUUUUCUUGUGAGGAGUCCAAUGAUCGAAGUGCUUCCAAGGAGGUGGAAUGAUGUAAAAGGGAAGAU